Messenger RNA from Cordyceps fumosorosea ARSEF 2679, 1167 nucleotides. Its product is annotated as FAD-binding domain protein. The transcript has a single exon. Gene Ontology annotation, molecular function: FAD binding. The record is from RefSeq and is a predicted model, not a curated record. NCBI's taxonomy places the organism in Eukaryota, Fungi, Ascomycota, Sordariomycetes, Hypocreales, Cordycipitaceae. Bases 1 to 1167 code for a protein of 388 amino acids.
AUGGCGAAGCCAAUUCUCAUAUCGGGCGGUGGCCUCUCGUCCCUGCUCCUCGGCCAAUCUCUGCUACGCUCCAGAAUCCCUUUUCAAAUAUUCGAGCGGGACUCCUCGUUCGUCUUCCGCGCGCAAGGGUACCGCCUCCGGCUGUCCGUCGAGGGCCUCGACGCCGUGGAGUCCGUUCUCAGCCCCGAGCUUUGGGAUCUCUUCUGGAGCAAGAGCGGCAAGACGGGCGGCGCCGGGCUCUCCAUCCUCGACGCCGUCACCGGCGAGUCCAUCGACGAGACGCUCACCGUCGGCAGCGGGCUUUCCUCGCGCGGCGGCAAGGUGGUUGGCAUGGCGCGCGGCGACAUGCGACAGAUCUUCGCUAAGGGCCUGGAGAGCCACAUCCAGUGGAACAAGAGAGUCGCGGGCUACGAGCUGACCUCCGGCGGCGUUCGCGCCGUCUUCCAGGAUGGGAGCAAGUCAGACGAGGGCGCGCUGCUCGUCGCCGGCGACGGCAUCUACUCCAAGGUGGCGCAGCAGGUGUCCGGCGGGCGGCUCAAGACGUACGACACGGGCGCGCGCGGCAUCCACGGGCAGGCGCCGACAACGUCGUUCCGGGGCCUCGGCGAGGGCGUCUUCUCGCUGCGCGGGCCGGACGGCGUCAGCAUCAUCACCAACGUGCGGCCUGGCGAGCUGGACGACCCGAGCCUCGUGUUCGGGUGGACCAUGACCGGCCGCCCGGGGACGAUCCGCGCGCCCAACGACGACUACAGCAUCGUCGGGCCCGUGGCGGCGUCCAUCGCCAAGGACCUGACGCAGGGCUGGCACCCGCGGUUCCGCGCGCUGGUGGACGGCAUGCGCGAGGAGGAGGCGGCUUUCUGGAAGAUUACGUGUUCGAGCCCGUCGGGCGUGCCGCAGUGGCCGAACGAGCCGAGGGUGACGGUGAUAGGGGACGCGGCGCACAGCAUGACUCCGGCGGGCGGGCUGGGCGCCAACACGGCGCUGAGGGACUCGGCGCUGCUGGGUCGCUUGAUUGGCGAGGCAGGGGGUUUUGCGGAGGGCCUCACGGCGGCGUACGAGAAGGAGAUGCGCGUCUACGGGAGCGAGGCGGUGGGCCAGAGCUACGGGCUGGCCAGCAAGCAGUUUGGCAUUCACAUUGAGGAGGGCAGGACAAAGCUGGCGUGGUAG